AUGUUUAUCAACGGUCGUCUCCAUUUGGCUUAUCAGACGUUACUCGUCGCGCGGCCAUCACAUUUCUACCGAUUCUACUCGAGAAUGGCGGCCGAAGGUGAGCGAGUUGUACAUAAGGAUGAGAUGCGACAGUUCAUGGUGAACUGCAUGACGAAAGUAGGGACCAGUGAAGCUCAUGCUGUUCAGUUAGCUGACGUUCUAUUAGAAGGAGACAUACGGGGCCAUUAUUCUCAUGGUUUGAAUCGACUAGGAAUGUAUGUUCAAGAUGUCAAGUUGAACAUUUGUAAGGGUGACGGUGAGCCGAAAAUCUUGAAGGAGCGCGCCGGAACAGCCUGGGUUGAUGGUAACAACGUGUUGGGACCGGUUGUCGGCAACUUCUGCAUGGAUUUGGCAAUUAAAAAAGCGAAAGAGGCUGGAAUCGGAUGGGUUGUGGCAAAAGGCUCAAAUCAUUAUGGAAUCGCUGGUUGGUAUACGCUUCGUGCCAUGAAACAAGGAAUGCUGGGAAUGUCCAUGACCAACACGUCGCCAUUCGAAUACCCAACGAGGAGUGCGAAGCCCGCUCUCGGAACAAACCCGAUCAGUGUGGCAGCUCCUGGUGAGAACGGCGACGCCUUCGUUCUCGAUAUGGCUUCGACAACGGUGGCAAUCGGAAAGGUACGAUUUUCAUUCGGCAGAUCUCAUCUGAUAGACUGUACAAGUACAAACAAUAAAUGCGCGAUGGAAAUAAGAGCAAAUGAACAACAACCGAGUAAAAGCCAAGACUAG
Caenorhabditis bovis is the source of this 765-nucleotide messenger RNA. NCBI's taxonomy places the organism in Eukaryota, Metazoa, Nematoda, Chromadorea, Rhabditida, Rhabditidae. The record is from the annotation of a GenBank genome assembly.